This is a messenger RNA of Betta splendens (Siamese fighting fish), 1835 nucleotides long. RefSeq lists its product as uncharacterized. The coding region runs from base 155 to 1291 and encodes 378 amino acids. NCBI's taxonomy places the organism in Eukaryota, Metazoa, Chordata, Actinopteri, Anabantiformes, Osphronemidae. The transcript is spliced from 3 exons. The record is from RefSeq and is a predicted model, not a curated record.
AGUAUUUAAAAAACGCUUCAUUAACGUAGAAGAAGAGACAGGACUGCAGUUUCGACACAGAUAUUUACCUGGAUGUGUUUCGCAAUGUUUUUUUUUCCUACAUCACAACGUUAAUCUGCCCAGGUGUGGGCAGGUUAGACAUGAUUGAAAAGACAUGAUUUUAAAGUUUAGUCACAGUGUUCAGGGUCACAAAAAACGUUUAUACUGUGAAAACAUACAAGGCAAACAGAGCAUGGAUCUCUAUGACAGAAUAGAAAUCUUCAUCCCAGCGGAGGCCGAGGUCAAGCGCAUCCCACUGUGGAGCCUACCAAACCCAGUGCUCAGAAGAAUGGGCCUCCCUGUGUCUGACUCUAAUGGCUCCAAGAAGCUCACAAACUCACCAAAGGGCACGUGGAUCUGUCCAGCAGUGGUUCGCAAAAAAGGCCAGAAAUCAGGAUGUGAUGCCAUGGAAAGUACACUGACUCUGCUGAGGACAGAGUGUCGGGCCUCGUCGGGUCCCUUUCGAAUGUCUUUUGUUUUUUUCAAUCACACAGCUUUCAAGGUGCUGAAGGACACCGUACCUGGCAGUAAGCUCUCUACAAUCCCCCCUCACAUGUCGUCCAUACCUCAGGGCCUGGCUUCAAAGACCUAUCAGACCGCUGUGGUCGUCUACGCCGGGCGCAUCUACCUGUCUGUCAGGAGGCCUGGUCGAGGCCAAGACCAGGCAGAGACAGCCCAGCCAUCUCCUCAGCCCACGCUGCCUGUACGCAGGCAGUGUAAGUCGCAGAAGAAGGAGCUGCCACCAGGCAAAAAGAAGCCCAAGAACACACCAUGUAAAGUAACGCACAAGAAAGGUUUAAAACACAGGAAUGUUUCCUCCUCCACGGAUGCUCACUCCGUCACCCAGUCCACUGUCGGCAUGCACAGCGCAGUCGGCCACUGUCACGAGGAUGCUAGAGCCAAGAAGAACCCACUGGAAGCAGGGGCCCAGGAGUCAACUAGGCACCAGCCUCAAGUGGAGGCAACCAACAGUGGCGGUAGUGAAUGUGUGAUGCGGGACGUGAGCAGCGGGGAAGCUGAGAGCGUCAGCCAGAACCACGACGUGGACAGCAACGUGCAGAGCGGCAGCGGGGACGUGGACCAAAGCUGCUCCCAAAGCUGGACCAGGAGGGAUGCGGUUGCAACCUUCCCCUCCCCGUCUUUAAAGAACAAGUUUGAUUUCAAGGAGCUGGCAGAGGAAGAGAUGAUCGGCCGAAUGAAAGCCAGGCUCAAGCAGAACGCCCAACAGUUACCAUCUGCUCAGUCUGACUGAAACGUGGUUCAGACGCUUCAUAAAACGCUCAACUCAGGUUAAGUUAGAAUUUUGUUUUGAGACCAAAGGAGAAUUUAACUCAUGGGUCCAAAGAUUCUCUAAAGGGCAGAGGAUUAAAUGAAUGCAAUCCUUUGCAUGGCAACAACCAUGAUCAUAUGGCGAUGGUGCUUUCUGCUCAGCCUUUUGUUGUUGGUUGAAGGAGUGUUGCACGUUUCAGUUGGUCGGAAGCGACUGAACCAUUCAGAAUCAUGUAAAUAUAAAUAAAGCGCAGAUAAAAGAACGUCCAAAAUAAGACUGUUUGAUGCUCCUUUGCUUUGCUGUAUGACAGGAGUGUGAGUUACAUGUUCUUUGAUCUUUCCUACUGAGCCAUCAACCAUAGUGAAGUUCAUGUUAAGUUCGAUAAAGAACAUUAUGUUUUGCUUCUGUUGCUCAGAAUCCGCUGCUCUCCAGCUUCCUUUUUUCCAGUUAUUUUUUGGGAUUUUCGGCUUGUGUAAUUUAUGUUAAUGCAACCUCUGUUUACAAUAAAGAAUCGUGUGCUUCACUA